UAGCCGUUGAGCGGCAAUAGGCUCCCUGUUGGGUUUACUGUACCACGCUCACGCUGGUGUCGUCACACACUGGUGAUGUGCCUUUGAUUUCAGUAAACAAUUUGAUAGUGCUCCAGCGCCGCUCCAACCCUGUGCUCCUGUACACUGUGUCCCGACACAGGAUAAUGGUCAUUAUGAAAAGCUCGGGAGGAUUACAACUCGCCUUCAGAAUUUAUAAGCGAAGUCAUCACUCAGUUGGAAUUAUUGGAGCGCCUUUUUCAAAAGGACAACCGCGGGAUGGUGUGGAGAAAGGACCAGACCUCAUUCGCGCAGCCGGAUUGGUGGAUAAGCUUAAAGCGCAAGGCUGUGUGGUCAAAGACUAUGGCAACGUGACGUUUGAGGAGGUGGCCAACGAUGAGCCAAUAGGCAAUGUGAAGAGACCCAGAGCGGUGGGCAGCGCCAACCAACGUCUGUCUGCUGCCGUCCACGCUGUGAAAAAUGACGGACACACCUGUGUGAUGCUGGGAGGAGACCACAGUUUGGCAAUAGGCUCGAUCCAGGGGCAUGCAGCAGCUAAGAAGGACCUCAGUGUAGUAUGGGUGGACGCCCAUGCAGACAUCAACACACCCCUGACCUCCCCUACAGGCAAUAUCCACGGACAGCCCAUGUCCUACCUCAUCCACGAGCUGCAAUCCAAGAUUCCAGUUCUGCCAAAUUUCUCUUGGAUCAAGCCAUGCGUAUCGGCCAAAGACAUAGUCUACAUUGGCUUGAGAGACGUGGAUCCAGAGGAGCACCAUAUCCUUAAGUUACUGGGUAUCAAAGUUUACUCCAUGACUGAGGUGGAUCGCCUUGGGAUCGCCAAAGUGAUGGAGGAGACAUGUGACUACAUCUUCUCAAAGGUGAAGAAGCCCAUCCACCUGAGCUAUGACAUCGAUGCCCUGGACCCAUCAAUCUCUCCGGCCACAGGAACCCCAGUAGUGGGAGGGCUGACCUACAGGGAGGGAAUCUACAUCACAGAGCACAUCUGUCAGACAGGGCUGCUGUCUGCAGUGGACAUGGUGGAGGUGAACCCUAAGAGGGGCAGGACGGAUGAUGAGAUCAGCUCCACGGUCAACGCUGCAGUAGAUCUGAUACGUGGCUGCUUCGGAAAGCUUCGGGAGGGAAACCACCCUGCAGACUACAAGAUGCCCCUGCCUUGAGCUGCCAACCACCACCAGAAUCUUCUGUUACGAUAAAGGGCUAUGGCCAUCAACGCAAUCUUUUGUAUUAAAUCAUGGAGAUUAAAAUACUUUCCCCCCAGAAUUCUUUCAGGGUUUGAUUGGUAACAACUGUGUUAAUAGGAAUAGUUCUGCAGUUGUUCCAAUCAAUUAUGCGUCUGGUCUGGACAAAUCAUGUAAAACACUGACUCACUCCAGACUGAAUUCUUUACUUAACAUAAUAUUUAUUUCUGUAGAAAACAUUAAUCUCACAUGUACAACACAUAUCCCCACACAUCCCAUCGUUAUUACAAUUCAAAAUAAAAAGAAGACCUGCAUCUGGGAGGAUAUACA
This is a messenger RNA of Salvelinus namaycush (lake trout), 1529 nucleotides long. Its product is annotated as arginase-1-like. Bases 165 to 1178 code for a protein of 337 amino acids. Lineage: Eukaryota; Metazoa; Chordata; Actinopteri; Salmoniformes; Salmonidae. The transcript is spliced from 8 exons. Gene Ontology annotation, molecular function: arginase activity; manganese ion binding. Gene Ontology annotation, cellular component: cytosol; nucleus; cytoplasm. The record is from RefSeq and is a predicted model, not a curated record.